AUGUCAGCCCGUCCCGCCUCCAUUCAUAUACCCAGCCGCCGCUCGUCGCUGCGCAUCCGCGCUGAUCGCAGGACCUCGAGUGUGGCGUACUCUACUCGCUACUCCGACAUCGACCCGGCUCCCACAACCCCGAAAACCUGGCUUGUGGACCACCCUGCUGCCCUCCCCAUGUCAGCUGCCCGCCGAGCUAGCAUACAAAGCAGGCCCUCCAAGGCCCGUGGACGUAAGCAGCCUCAAUCCCUAGAUUUUACUCCUGCAGCCUCCACUUCUCCCCUCCGUUCCUAUGAUAGGAACCAGGAGCCAGAGAAGAUGAAGCUAAGGCAGUCAUCAAUCCUCUCUGCCGCCUCCCUGAGCUCCAACCCGCCGCAGAUGGUCAAACGCUGGGAUGGCAGCGGACGCCGCUCUGUUCAGUGGGAUGGCCUGCGAAGAGACAGUGAGCUCUGGUUCGCAGACGGUGACUGCUUCGUCCAUCUGUAUGAGCGCGGCUACUCCCGCCGCGGUCCAUCAUUCUGUGUUCCGAUGGAGGCUCUCAAGCACGCUGCCUGCGGCAACCUCUUCACUCUGUGCUUUGCCCACACCGUUUCCCGAUCGCAGGUGCCUGCAAGCCAGCUGAGUGCGCUGAGAGAUGCUCCGGCCCAGAUGUACGAGCUGUACAUCCCCGCUCCAGAGGGUUUCAUGCGCGAGGAAGCUUUCCAGUGGCACCAAACCACCCGCAACUUCUUUGCCUUUCUCUUCAGGAAGCCCCUGGUUGGAACACAUCUUGGCGGCGCCUUCGUUGAUCUGCAAGAGCGCCUUCAUCUGUUCCGCUCCGCCCAGCCUAAGGAAAACCAAGCUGCUUUCAUGGAGUAUGCCGAGGAGGUGGGCUAUCUCAACUUCACUCACCGGCCCGACAACGCUCUGGCCAUGCUCUACUACUCCGAGCACUAUGAAACCAAGGAUCUCUGGAUCGACGCGUACGCACACUGCGUCGGCAUGAACGAGACACUGUUCCUCAGCAGCGAGCACGAGCCCAUUCCCAAAGUCACAAAGGCCCUCAUCACUCGAGCAUACCUCGAGAUGGAUCUGCACUUGACUCGCGUAUCGAAAGCCGUCAGCACCUUCUUGGAGGCAGAACUGUCUCCGUCCAACCUUGGCCUGCCGCCAGGACCUCGCGCUCAUCUGGAGCGAUUCCGUUCGUUUUUGAAUUCAUUCUAUGCCGACAAGUUUGGGUAUUGGCCUCCGCCCAAGGGCGCCGGUUUCUCCCGCGAUCUUUGCCGUUCGAUGUACUAUGACUUCAAGGCGCUCUACGACUACCUGGUGGAUAUAGACUCAUCCGAGUCAAUCCAGGCGCAGAAGCCUGCCGAUGGAGGCAUCUGCGUGCUGCAGAACGUGCAGGCUUUCGACAAGAGGCACAAGUACACUCCUUUGCCGCAUCCACUACCACUUCUUCCUACCACUCCUAAGCCGCAUGGCCGUGUCCUGUCGCAGCGGAGCCUGGUGUCUUUGACUUUGGGCAACAAGCAGAGCAAGACCGACAAGCAGCUCAUGCAGCUUGCUGCCCUGAGCAACGCCACGAACUCCAGGAAAACUACCAUUGCAAACGCCCCGCUGGUUAGAGUCUACAAGAUCUUCGAGCGGGAUUCGCUCGAUAAGCAGAAAGAGAAGGUCUCGAUCUCUGACGCACGCAAGGUGCGCUGGAUCCUGAUCUACGCAACCCUACAGAUGCUGGUGUCUGUCACGCGCGCACCACGCGAAGUUCGUGACACCGAGGGAGCACAUUAUCCACUAUGCUGUCUGACAGCGGGCACACCACCGUGGAAGAAUAAGCGACCCGAGGAGUCCGUGUCUGCAUCCGACUCGGGUUACGCAUCGGCCGAGACAGAUGCCGGUACACAAGGUGCCGCAACAUCGCUGCCGGCUACAUCCGCCAACGACCUGUCGUACUCUAUCCGUCCCGAUUGCGAGGGAUCCGACUACAUUACGCAUACCAACUUCCAGGAGUCCCCGAAGUUGUGUCGGCGAUCGUCCGUGUCACAGGGUGGUGAUAUGCCAGCACCGCUUCGCAUCUCUAGCAUCUCGUCACCUGUCCGAUCGUGCUCAAGACGUCACAGUGUAAGCGUUCCGCCGCUUAGCAGAACAACCUCAUGGAGGAGCUCGAUCGGCCGGUCUCUGUCGCCUUUUGCUUCUCGGAGGAACAGCAUCCGUAUCCAACCCCAGCCCUGGUGUGAAAUCCAGGUGCCUGGGUACGGCAACGGACUCAAUGAGACGAUCCUCGACGAACCCAGCCACACGGACGCCACGGCUUCUCCGACAAACACGGUGCCGUCCAAGUCUAACUCCUUGCGUCGCACGUCUCUUCCCACCAAGCUGACUGUCAAGACGUCCUUUGCUUCUCCUUUGGGCGCCUUCUCUCCUGUCACUGAGCCGAUAGUCGAGGACGACGAGAGACGAACCCCUAUCGAGUCUGCCGAUAACUCGUUUGACUUCAGCGAUGGUGGCGCUCCCUUGCCUGCCGCUUCACCGAAAGGUCCCUCUUCCGUUUCCGCCUUCUCAGAAACGCACGAUGGCGUCUCUUCCAAACGUAACAGCUACUUUCAUGCACGCCAUAGCAGCGCCGCGUCGGCAUCAACCGCAGGGAGCUCUCAGCUUAUGCGCCGAAGUGCCAGCAGUGGGUCCGCGCAAUCCAGUGGACCCAACAGCGUCGCGUGGUCACCCGCGGAAUCUAGCUCAACCGCUACAUCGGUGACGUCCAGGCCUUCUUCGCCUUCACCCUGCAACGAAGACAUCGCCACCGACGAUGCGCUUUCUCGCACCGAGCAGCUGAUGGCUGAGCUGGAUAUCGAAGCUACUCGGGAACAUAUCCUUCGCCGCCAAGAGAGCAUCAUCCGCCGCAGCUCAACCAGUCGCUAUACCGAGAUGCCACCCGUGCGUCGCAGCUCCAGCGUCUAUUCCUCCAGCAUCUACUCCUCCUAUGCAGCGGACAUUGUCAACAGCAGUCGCCCCGGCACUGCCAGCAGCGACUACUCGAAGGCACGACGUGUGAUGGGUCUGCCCGAAAGCGUCAACCUCGGCGACGGUGGAAGAAUGUCCGAGCAAGAUGUCGCCAAUAUGUAUCAACAGUUGGCUGGCGACUUGUGGGCGGCUUGA
This is a messenger RNA of Diplodia corticola, 3126 nucleotides long. RefSeq lists its product as uncharacterized. NCBI's taxonomy places the organism in Eukaryota, Fungi, Ascomycota, Dothideomycetes, Botryosphaeriales, Botryosphaeriaceae. The transcript is spliced from 3 exons. Bases 1 to 3126 code for a protein of 1041 amino acids. The record is from RefSeq and is a predicted model, not a curated record.